AAUGUCUAGUGCCUUAGUCUCUGUUUUACAAACAAAUGGAUGCUAGCUGAACGCCUAAAAAUGUGCUUCUUCAACUUAACAUUACAACAACUAUUAUGUGUGGGUGCCCCUGGCAUUGCCAUCGCUGACACUGACGCUGCCGGUACCGAUGUUGCCGCAGGACGAAUGCAUAUUAGUGUGAUUUACUACGACCGUCAGUUGUAGAAUGGAAAUGUCAAAAAGUAUAAGCGUAUGAAAUAUAAAUUCGAGUUGGAAAAUAUCCCCCAUAAUACAGAAAGAGAUAGACCAUAUUAUAGGUAUAUGUUAACGGAAACUACUCUCUUAUUCGGCAAAAAUAUUCUAACAAGUGUAUUAGUGUUGUAAAUGUGUAAUUUGCCGUUACACCUAAAGUGCAGUGUUAUAGUGUGUGUUGUGUAGUAAAAUUUAGUGCCAGCGCGGAGCGGGGGGCACGACGACGCGACGUGACGUAACGAAAGUGCCCGUGCUGUGACGACGAAUAUUCUGGAGUGAGGAGCUUUGCAACGUUGCCAGCAGGAAAGUAAGCAGGAUUUGCUGCCUUUUGGACUUGUGUGACAGGCGGCGUAGUUUGUUUGGAUUAAUUUUUUUGUCUCUUUUCAUAUAUGUUACCAGCGACACCAUCACUAUCAUAGCAACAAGAAGCUGUGCAACGACUUAUCUCCGGUUGAGAGUUAAGCAACCACGGGGAAGGCCGGCAGCAAGGAAAGAAGGAUAGAAGCAAAAGUGGAAGGACCAUUAGACACAGCGUAGCGUAGAAUAUCGAUUCACCAUGUGCCAUGGAGAAUUGCUUGGGAGGACGGCGCAGCAAACAAAAGCAACAGCCACCACCACCACCAACGCUACCACUAACAUCAACACAGCAGCAGCAACAGUCUUAUAUCCAAAAUCAUCUCUACCCUCAGCAUCAACAUCAGCUUCAGCUCCAGCAUCACCCACAUUCGCAUCUGCAGGCGCAUCAUCAUCACCAUUACCAGCAGAAGCAUCAUCAGCAGCAGCAGGAACAACAACAACAGAAUCAACUGUUCCACCAACAGCGUUCGCAUCACCCAAGUUACCAGAAGUACAACUCAGGUGCAAUGCCUGAUCGGGUUCCGGGAAGUGGAGGUGCAGCAGCUGCACAGCAACAGCAACAGCAGCAACAACAUCAAUCCCAAUCCAUUUUAUACCCCCACUUUCCAUCCCCACUUGAUUAUCCGUCACAAAUGGGCCUGACAACAAAUAUGAAACAGAUUAAUAAAACACCUCCCGCCGCCAGCCCAACGAUAACAAGUGGCGCUGGAAACGGUGGACCACCAACGCAGUCUAGCAAUGUUCAUCACAUGCAUCACCAUCACACCCAGUCACACCAUAUGAGUGCUGUGAGUGUUGUUUCUGAAUCUGGAGCCAAUAUUAAUGCUCUAGGUAUGGGUUCGGGGAGCGUUGGCAUAAGUCCAAGUAACCGGAGAAUAAUUCCCCGUUAUCCUGAUGAUCCUAACGCCAUCGAGGUGUGCACUCAGGACAAAGACCAACAGCAGCACCCGAUUUCGAUAAAGUCAUUCCGGGGGAAAAAGUCGUCGCCAUCGGUGAGUGUCUCGCCAGGAGGAGCUGUGGCGUCAUCCUUGGGUAACGAUGCGGCUGCCUCCGCCAUAAAGUGGUCGUCUUCCCAAUCCAAUAUAGGGAUGAUGGAGGCAAUGGCAACGACUACUUCAUCACCUGGCCUUAGUAUGGUGCACCAUGCGAUGCAUCAUCAAGACUACUCAUAUGCCUACUACGAGCCGGGAGCUGCAAUGCGCCACUCAAACAUUCCACCACCGGAACAAUUGCCUGGCUCUUCCAGACCACCACCUCCGAACUCUAUUAGGGCUCUUCUAUCUAAGGGCAAAAAGAACAAACAGCUUGUCUCACCGGCCACAAGACAGUCCUAUCAGACACGUUACGGUGGUACCCAUGAAAAUUUUUACGAGGAAAUUUCCGGAGAAAAUCGCACUCAACAAAUUUCCGGUGCCGCAUCUACAAGUUCCUCAUCUGGAUCAGGUGCAGGAAUGCGAGCGACAACAUCGCAUUCUGCCGGUUCACUCAAUCAGUCUAUGGUCGAGGAGGAGUUUCGUCGUGUCCAGAAUCGUCAUCGGAAGAUCUUAGGAGAGCUAAAUUUAUCUGUGGAGGCCAUGCUUAUGCCCGAAACCCCUCCAAGCGGCAGUCCCACAGACGAGGAUAACCAACCAGCAGCAUCGACAACAGUGACGGUGGACACUCGGGCAUCCCGGAAUCGACACCACGAUGCAAUUUCCGAGGCAAACAUUGCCGAUCUGCUUAGUACGGUGGGCCCGUCCGAUGACCUGCUGUCACCGGUUGCAACAAAUACGAACCCAGCCUUUUGUGGGGAUUUGGAUAGUGGCUUUAGUGGAAGCAGCGGAGCAAGUUAUAUUGGAAGUCUGCGUCUACACAAAACAAAUGCAGCUCUAUCGAAUUUAUUGACCGCUAGGCAGACAGCUACUGCGGCAGCAGCUGCCGGCCAGAAUAGGCAUAACUCACAGAAUUGUGCGUUUUUUGGGUCGAAUAGUUGCCGUUCAUCGCAACGUUCACAAGACCAGGAGUCGGGAAAUAGUGUUUUCCUCACAAGGACGUCGUGCGGUCAUAGAGUGUUGAAUUGUGCGAAAAUCAAGGCUGCUGAAGACCCCGGACCAAUUGUGCCAACUGAAUCGAAGGCCAGAAGCUUCUGGAACCGAAAGGGCUGGCGCAAACUGCCUGGGUUCUCAUCAACUUCGAGUAUUAACGAUGCUGGAAUUUCUGAUGAGCCAAAACUAAGCGCUGGCUCGUGGGAAGAUCCUUUGCCUGUUUCAACGUCGACUACAUCCAUUACAACGGCGCAACUACACAAUUCAUCACUACGUCGACCGGAUCCCCUGUGCACACGUUCAUCGUACAACGGGAUUCCCAAUCAAUUGAUACUUCCUUCCCAACACCAUCAUCAUCACACCAAAAGCUGUGGCAGCCCAUCGACCUUAGGUAUCGGUGCUCUAGGCGGUAGCGGAAGUGGCAGUAUUGGUAGUGUUGGUGGUGGUGGCGGCGUCGUUGGUAGUGGCAACAGUGGCGCCGACAUUACAACAAAUAACAGUUCCAACAAUUUGGUUGGAAGUAAAUCUGAAAGCGGUGUCGGAUGUAAAAAACGUUUGGAACAUACCCCAUCAGCCCGAACGAUAAAUAGUUCGGAAGACAGUUGGUGUUCAGAACGAUCCGAACAGGAUUUAUCAUCCGAAGAGGAGGACCAAGAAGAAGACGAUCGUUCUGAACGCAGUGUUGCAUCCAAUACAGGCCAUCAGCGUAAUAGCCAACUUCGUUCGACGUUCAAUAAAGCCAAACAACAUUUGUCAUUUGACAAAUGGCGUUCAAGUGGCGGAAGUGGUGGCUCGAACAACAGCAAUUCGUCAACUUCCAAUCAUACAAUUCAACAUCAGCACCAACACCAACAGCAACAACAACAACACAAUCUGCAGCAGCAUUCAUCUGCCGAUAACAUUAGUGCCAAAAGCAGCACUAUGCCAACAGCCCAUCAUCAUCACCCUGCGCAGGACUUGACGACACCUGGCGAGACGCCAGGCGGUCGCUUGUCGCGAUGGUUUUCAAUACGGCGAGGAUCGUCGCAUCAGUACGAUGUGGGCGGUCGAGAUGGACGUAAUUCAUCGUCAAGCAGUAUUGACACAACCGACGCUAGUACAAUAGAAAACCAUCCGUCUCCUAAAAUAGCUGCAGUUGCAUUAAAUUCGGCAAAAAUGCCAGAACUACUUGAGAAUGACGAUGAUACAACGCAUGGUUUUGAUUUGGAUCUAAUACUGCCGCCUGGCAGUAGAGCCAAUGGAACAGCUCGAACCCAUACCAGACUGAUAACACCAAUGCUACCGCCUGCCCCUCAAGGUUUGUCUCAGCAACAGCUUAAACGACGCCAUAUCGUUGCGGCUAUUGUUCACAGUGAGAACUCCUAUGUUGCCACACUUCAACGUCUAGUCAAUGAUUACAAAAAACCCCUCGAAGAAAGCAGCCCACCAGUAUUGAGUAGUUCAAAAAUAUCCACCCUGUUCCAUCGUCUGCCCGACAUCUUGCAAUCGCACAAAGUGUUUCGCAUUACGCUGGCCGAAUGCGUACGCAAUUGGGAUCGUGAUGAAAAGAUCGGCGAUGUAUUUGUGUGCGCUUUCAGCAAGCCCCAAGUUCUGGAAGUUUAUAGUGGAUUUAUAAAUAAUUUCUCAUCGGCAAUGGAACUGGCCAAAAUGGAAGAGAAACGCAAAUCAGCUUUGGCGGAUUUCUUCAAAGUAAAACAAAUUAGCGCUCAUGAUCGAUUAUCAUUUUUUGGUUUGAUGGUCAAACCUGUACAGAGAUUUCCACAAUUUAUAUUGUUCCUUCAAGAUUUGCUCAAAUACACACCACAAGGCCAUCAUGAUCGAAUGUCAUUGCAAUUGGCUCUGAGUCAAUUGGAAUUGCUGGCAGAGAUGUUAAAUGAACGUAAACGAGAAGCCGAACAGCAUCAGGGUUUCAAGGAGAUGUUGGGUCAUAUAAGUGGCACAUUUAAUACACGUUCGUUGACUUCGAGUGAUAAUAGUCGACCAAGGUAUCUUUUGCGAGAAGAUAAUGUCACACAUAUGGAAUUCAAUCAGGCUGGAUUUAUAGUUAAGACGAAACAAAGACGUUUAUUAUUGUUAAAUGAUAAGGUUAUCUGUGUUUCAGUGGCACCGAAGCAAUCACAUGAUUUUGGUGCCACUGAGAAGUUGUCGUUCAAGUGGAUGUACCCAGUGACCGAUGUGGAAAUUAUUGAUAAUAGUACUUCGGCAACAUUGUCAAGGAUAUUGACUGCAGGUCUCAAUCGCGGAGGAAGUCUUAAAUCGAAUAGCAGUUCAUGCAAUAAUGAUUUGCAAGCCACAAUACUCACAAACGGAGCCGACAAUCUAUGCAAUGAAAUGAGCACACUAAUGUAUGACUAUGAAGUUAUUUCGCGUAUCCAUGAUCUCGUUGGCAGCCUGAAGGGCAACUACAAAGAGCUUAAUUCGAAUACUACACGAAAUCUCUUGAACACCAUCCAGGGAUCAAUUCAACGAAAAGACGAAGAAAUGGCUUGGGUUGACUCGUGUUGCCUGCAGCUGAUUGCACGCAAUAAGUCGGGCAAAGAAGAGACAUUCACAUUCCAGACACAAAAUCCUGCGGUAAAGAAGGAAUGGAUCACUGAGUUGCGGCUGGCCCAGCUGGCCUUGGAUACAAACAAUUCACCGGCAUGGGAAUUAACUGAGCAGCACCACGACCAAAGACCAUCAUCGACAAAGAUGCCACUUUUUGUAAAAGCAAUGCCUGUCUUUAAGUCACAGCAUCAAACGGAGGUUCGCUGUGGAUGUUACUACAGCAUCGCCAAUGAUACAAAAGUGGGAACAGCUCGCAGGCGUUUUAAGAAGCAAAACUACCUUUGGGUAUGUACCAGUGAUGGUACUAGCAGCCACAUAGCUGUACUCUCUCAACAUCAUCAGCAAGCUGGUAACCUAAAGGAUGUUGGUUCCUUUGAUUUGGUCGAAACCCAAGUGAGCAGCAUGGAAUUUGUGAAGGGCUUGGAAAAUUGUAAAACCAAGGAAGAGCAUAGUAGCCUUUUGGGUGACCUCAUCUGGAUGGGUACGGACAGUCGACGGAUCCUUAUUUACUCUGCUCUGAAUCCCGAACAAGAAGAACAAUUGGGAUGUUGUGUUGUUCCUGCAGUUGUGGUCAAAAUUUUGUAUCAUUUUGAUUCGGUGUUUGUUGCCUUGUCCAAUGCGACGUUGCUUAUUUAUCGUCGAGCAUUUGAUGGAGUCUGGCUUCUGAAGGAACCUCAAGUCGUGCAAUUGGGUGACAGUGCAUUGCCUGUGUCAAGUAUUUUACCUAUCAACAUGAAUAUCUAUGCAAGUUGUUCAAAUCGUGUUUAUGUGCUCAAUGCUCUUACUGGGGACAUUCAAAAAAGUUUUGAAGUUCAACAUGGUGCCACCCAACAGGUCAAUCUAAUGGCUCAUUCCGGAAUCGGUCUAUGGAUUUCAUUGAAGAAUUCUUCGAUAUUGUGUCUUUACCAUACAGAAACCUUCAAGCAUUUGCAGGACAUAAAUAUUGCAGCGAGUGUUCUGCGAAGUAAAGGUACCAAAAAAGAGAGUGUAAAUAAUAAUUCAAUAUACGUGACAGCCUUGAUGGCGUGCAAGGGUCUUCUAUGGGUUGGAACAAACGUUGGAAUAGCCGUUACGAUUCCCCUACCACGCCUUGAAGGCGUCCCCAUAAUCAGCGGAGGUGUCAGUAUGUCGUGCCAUGCUCACUUUGGUCCAAUUACUUUCCUAUUGCCAUUGGUAGCCAAACCAUUUUCAAACUACAAACCACCUCUACCUGUUGUGUUGCCAAUUGAAACUCCGCAGCAGAACAUGGGCGAUGAUCUCAUGCUGCCUGCAAUAGAUUCCGACAAGAAAGAUUCGGAUCUCGAUGAUGCGGUUGUUAUAAUGCGAAGAGACUUGAAAGACGACUCUCUGAAUACUAGCAUGGAACAAGAAUCACCCAUUAGAGGGAAGCUUGAGAAACAACACUCGUUGGAUCAAUCGUUUUCGGCAAAAAUUCGGGCUCAGUUAGCAAAUAGUCCAGCGUUGAGUCGAAAAAGGUUCCGCGAUGCUUUGACAGAUGUUUCUAGAAUGUCUAAAACUCUUCCUCGAGGACUGGGCUCGGCAAGCUUCUUUAACGCAUCAAUGCAUUCGAACACAUCAUCGAUACAUCAUGCUGAUCAUGGAUAUUGUGAUGUAUACGGCCUCUAUGGCAAGUUGAUAUUCGUAAAAGAAGACUAUGAUGCUGAAGAGGGUGCCCAGGGUAAUCUAAUGGACAUGAUGUACGAAGGAAUGCGAAGAUCAGAUCCUGAAUUGGCUGCCAUUCCUGGCAAGGUCAGCACCCUGGAUCGGCGUUUAAGAAUGAAAGCGAGUCGUCCAAGGUCACUCGAUCUUUCCAAUUGGUCGGUUGACUCGAAGUCGUCCAGCUUGUAUACAUCGUCAGGCAGCGAAGAGAGUAUGGGUAUUCGUUUAUUCGGUGGCAGGAGCGUGUCCCGUAAUAGCAGCAGUGCCAGCCACAAAACCUCCGGAAAUGGAAGCGAUUUGGGAAACAUCUCCGAAAAUGGUACAAUCACAGUUGAUGUACAUCACAGUACUCCUAAGUGCGACGAUAAUUUCAAAAUCCCCCAUAGCAUUACUGAAGCACCAACAAAGCCUACAUCAUCCAAAACUGGCCAGCACUCAAUGACCGCUGCUGCUAGUGCGACACUGAAGAGAAAGAACAAGGCUAAUGCAAAGAAUGCAGCCAUGAAUGUCGAUGGUCCAAGGACAAUAAUUACUCUGAUGGGUGGGCGUGGUUAUUGGCGUCACGUGUGGUACAAUAAUUCAUCACCAAGUGCGAAAUCAACAGGAACAACAAGUGGAACUUCGAGUACAAUUUCGAGAGUAGCAAACUCUAAUGAUGCACAUAUUGUGGUGUGGGAAAAGAAGUUAUAAUCUACGGCCAGGCCAGAAUUAUUUGGCCAUCGCUUGGGAUUAAGGGGACUAAGGGUACGGUUUAAAUGAUAGGGUAAUCGUAGUCUUUACAUGUUUCAGGGAUUUUAUGAGGUCAUUUUUCUCAAAACAUAAUAAUUUUUAUUUGCUUUGAUUCCAGUGAAAUAUUUUUACCUUUUUCAAAUAAACUCAUAAUUUCCGGCUUAUAAAUUUUACAACUUACAUGUUGAAACUUCCGAAAAUUGUCUUAAGGGUCCAAAUAUGUUGACAGCAAACAUAUCCAUGCUUUUACUAAAUGAAGAUUUGCAUUCAUUUUUUUAUAAACACAAACCAUUUUCUCCUCAUGUAUGCCCGAAACUUUGUACAGCAUCAGUUUAAGCACACUAGAUGUAGAUUGUCUUCAAAACUGAAAUAACUUCACGCGGUAGAUCUAAAUAAUAAAAAUAUUCAAAAUAUUAACAAUUUAUUUUUUACCUUUUUUCACCAAUUUAUAAGCUUUUUGUAAAUAUUGUAAAAUGCAAAGUAUAUCAUGAAAUAUGGGUUUUCAUUUAAUAAAGUUUUUUUUACAAACAUAUAUAAAUAUUAACAUACAUAAUAUACACAAAUAUUUCUAGUUUAUAUAGUUAAAUAUAAACGACACACAAAUCGCAUAUACAAUAAACUGAAAAAUAUUAUAUAUUGUUGGUUUGCAAACAAAAAAAAUAUUAAAAUUAGAAUACGAUAUUAUGUUAAAUUUAUGUAUUUAAGUUAAUUAAAAUCGAAAAGUACAUCAUCAAACUUUUGUUAACCAAUUGCACACGAUUAAGCAUAUUUUUAAUAAUUUUCAUAUCAACAAGUUUAUACUAUUAUAAAACUUAAUUUGUUAAUAUAUCUUAUAAUAAUUAUUAUUAUACUUUUAAAAUAUGAUAACAUAUUGAUUUAUGUAUUAGGUUUUGUACUCGAAUAGAGAGAUAAGGUUAUUUUCUUGUGUUUUUUUCUUCAGAUUAUAAUUAUAUUUGAUUUUGUUAAAAGUUAAAAAUGUUUUCUUUGAUGAAGAAAAAUGUUUUUUUUUUUCAUUUCAAUAUUAUUUAGCUUUGUUCAAUCCUUGCAAGCAUUUAAGAGCAAACAAAAAAAGAACAAUAUAAAUAAAUUGGAAUUGAAACUGAAAUUUAAAUUUGUUUUUUUUUCGUUAUUUGAAACUAUAAAAAAAUAAUUUCAUGGAUGUAUAAGAUGUUAAAAAAGUAAAUAAAUAUAAUAUAAUUAUAUAUAUAUAUAGCUGUAAAGAUUACACACAAAAAAUAAAAUAUUUUAUUUGGUAAUUACAUUUUAUUAAAAACAGAAAAACGUUAUUGUUGUAAAUUAAUAUAAUGCAGAUCACAUCAUUGAAAUUAUACAUACAAGACAAAAUCAUUAUUAUACUAUUACAAAAAGAAAACACAUUUAAAUGAAUAUAUAAUGAUAUGGAAUAUUAUUAUCACAUUUAAUUAUGAAUAACAAAAAUUUAAGAAAUAAACAAAAUCAAAAAAAUA
Eupeodes corollae is the source of this 9013-nucleotide messenger RNA. Its product is annotated as rho guanine nucleotide exchange factor 10-like protein. Gene Ontology annotation, molecular function: guanyl-nucleotide exchange factor activity. Bases 795 to 7508 code for a protein of 2237 amino acids. Lineage: Eukaryota; Metazoa; Arthropoda; Insecta; Diptera; Syrphidae. The record is from RefSeq and is a predicted model, not a curated record. The transcript has 7 exons. Gene Ontology annotation, biological process: actin cytoskeleton organization; positive regulation of stress fiber assembly.